Messenger RNA from Colletotrichum phormii, 939 nucleotides. RefSeq lists its product as uncharacterized. Bases 1 to 939 code for a protein of 312 amino acids. The record is from RefSeq and is a predicted model, not a curated record. Gene Ontology annotation, molecular function: oxidoreductase activity, acting on the aldehyde or oxo group of donors, NAD or NADP as acceptor; NAD binding. NCBI's taxonomy places the organism in Eukaryota, Fungi, Ascomycota, Sordariomycetes, Glomerellales, Glomerellaceae. The transcript is spliced from 2 exons.
AUGGCUUCACCAAUCCGUAACGUUGCCAUCAUCGGCGCGACUGGCCACAUGGGCUCUCAAAUAGCCAAGACCUUGCUCAAUUCCGGCUUUAAUGUCACAGCCAUACAGCGCUCCGAAUCCGCCAAGACCGUUCCCUCGGGAGUCAAGUCCAUCAAACUCGACUUGAAGGAUGUUAGCGCCCUCACUACAGCUUUUGAAGGCCAGGACGCGGUCAUCUCAGCUGCGCCGGACCCCAUCGUUUUGGAAAACCAGAAGCCAUGGAUCGACGCAGCCGUCGCUGCCGGGGUGAAGCGCAUCAUCCCUUCCGAGUACAGCACCAACGUGGACUCGCCGCUCGCCGAGGGCCUGCCCAUCGUCGUCGACAAGGUCCGUACUAGACGCUAUCUCAUCGAGCAGAUUUCCAAGACCGGCAGUAAGUCGAGCUGGAUGAGUGUCAACAACGGGCCAUUUUUUGAGCUCGUUCUUGGCUUCGGUGGGCUGGGUCCAAACUUCCGGAGCAAGACUGCUCGGUACCACAAUGGCGGCGACAACUUGAUCGGAACAACGAAAAUUUCGGAUGUCGCUGAGACAAUUGCCAAGGUCUUCCGGGAUGAGAGGGGACUGUACAAGGAGUCUGAGAAUAAGUCUUUGUACAUCCAUUCCGCUGCAGUCAGUGAGAAGCAGUUGACGGAGAUGGCGGAGACGGUGACGGGUCAGAAGUUUGAGGUGCAGAACUUUGACGUUGAGGACGUUUACCAGAAUGCCAAAGUCAAGUUUGCCGAAGGUGAUAGGUCGGUCUGGAUUGACUUUUAUUAUCAGAUGAUGUAUGGAAAGGGGUACGGAGGUAGUGAGAGCUUCCAGGAGAUGAGUUGGAACGACAAGGUCGGGUUGAAGACCAUGAGCAACAAGGGGAUCGAGGAUGGUCUCAGGAAGGCAGCUCAACAGGCAGGUUUGAUCUGA